GGCAUCAAGAGUUGUUCAGUCCUCUUAUUUGGUUAGCAAACAACAUGGGUUGUUUCAGGGGUAUUCUCAUGAUCUAUUUGAUCUUCUUAUCAUGCAGAUUUGAAGCCUCUGAAGCUGAACUCUCUAAAGCCAUACUCAAGAUGAUGAAGAAGGUGAACAAGAAUGGACCAUAUAUUGGAGUGCUGGUCCCAAGCAUCCUUCUGUUGCAACCUGUUAUUCAAUCAUCAAGCUAUGAACCUGAGGAUAAACCUUGUGAACACAUUGAUUUAUGCAGAUGAAUGCAGCAAUUACUACCCAAAUAAUGUGCACCUUGUUUUCAAUAAAAGGCAUUGAUCACUUUGGACUUGCUGGUAAUACAGACAAGGAUCAAAACCUGGGAGACAUAGUAAUUCCUCAGUCUUGGGCACACACAGGACUAUGGAAUUGGAAGAGAUACGGAGAUAGGCCAGAGGACAAACUCUCUUUGGAGGAUGAUGGAGAAUUUACUAGGGAAUAUGGGUACUUGAAUUUCGGAGAUUAUACGAACAAAACCAAGGAUGAUGAUUCUGCAGAUAACUUUCUGAAUAACAUUUGGUAUCAAGCAGAAGAGAAUUUCAAUUGUGAGCAGGAUCAUGCAUCAAUGAGUACAAUUUUCUGGAUUCCUGUAGCUGAAGCUUUAUUUGAAUUCGCCAAAGAACUGGAGAAAAUGGACCUGGAGGAAUGCAUAGAUGAGUCAACAUGUUUAAGUGAAACUCCCCAAGUAGUGAGAGUUAGAAGAGGGAGCAGUGCCAAUGUUCAUCUUGACAAUGCUGCCUACAAGGACUUCCUGCAUUCAAAAUUCCAAGUUAGUAUCGUCGAUAUGGAAAGUGCAGCCAUGGCUUUGAUCAGUUAUCAGGAAAAGAUCCCUUUCAUAUCCUUCAGAGCUCUAUAUGAAUUUGCUGGUGAAAAAUCAAAACAAUCUAAUGAUCAGGAAAAAACCUUUGCUCCUAUUCAUGUCAAGAAUCUCAUUCAUAUUCUUUCACGUUUCGUCAAGUAUGUGCACAAGGAACUUCCUGAUGAUCCUACUAUUAGUUCUAUGUAAAGUUCAGUGUUGGUCCUCAUGAAGGACUGACUCUGAGACUAAUGCUGGUUAUAUGU
Macadamia integrifolia is the source of this 1116-nucleotide messenger RNA. RefSeq names its product bark storage protein A-like. The coding region runs from base 269 to 1060 and encodes 263 amino acids. Gene Ontology annotation, molecular function: catalytic activity. NCBI's taxonomy places the organism in Eukaryota, Viridiplantae, Streptophyta, Magnoliopsida, Proteales, Proteaceae. The transcript has 4 exons. Gene Ontology annotation, biological process: nucleoside metabolic process. The record is from RefSeq and is a predicted model, not a curated record.